Molecule: messenger RNA, 1206 nt
Organism: Impatiens glandulifera
Lineage: Eukaryota; Viridiplantae; Streptophyta; Magnoliopsida; Ericales; Balsaminaceae
Product: aspartic proteinase CDR1-like
Exons: 1
Coding region: 1-1206 (401 amino acids)
Cellular component (GO): extracellular region
Source: RefSeq, a predicted model, not a curated record
AUGGCCAUUCCUCAAGCUCUUGUAUUUCUCUUAUCUUCUUUUCUCUUCGUUAGUUCAUACGGUUUUAACGUUACCCUCAUUAAUCGAGACUCUCCUCGAUCUCCUUUCUACAACUUCUCUUUAUCAAAUUAUGAUCGUAUGACCGCCUCCUUUAAAAGAUCGAUUCAUCGACGUAAAUUCUUCGACUCAUCCGAUCUUGUUCCUUAUGUCUACGGUGGAGAAUAUCUUAUCAAAGCGACCAUCGGAUCCCCCCCUUUCGAAAUCCUAGCCGUUGCCGAUACUGGAAGCGAACUCAUUUGGACCCAAUGUAGACCGUGUUCGACUUGCUUUAAACAAGAUGCCCAAAUCUUUAACCCAAGAAAAUCAACAAGUUACAAAGCCUUUUCGUGCAACGAUUCUACAUGUCAGGCUAUGAGGACCCCGGGAUGCAAGAACAAUGUUUGUCAUUACAAUAUGGGUUAUAACGACGGUUCAUAUAGUAACGGAGAUAUCUCGAUUGAUACAAUGAAGUUGGGAUCAUUUGUUCCUCGGCCGAUCGUUUUCGGUUGUGGGCAUGAUAAUGGAGGAACAUUCAGUGGGUUGGAAACGGGCAUAAUAGGACUCAAUGCUGGAGAAUUCUCGCUUCUUACGCAAUGGAAAAUAACAAAAUUCGCAUAUUGCUUGGUUCCAUUCACUUCGGUAGGAAAAGAUAGUUUAUUGAUCUUUGGAGAUCAAGCUACACUAAAAGGUCCUGGAGUUGUUACUACUCCGUUGCUCAAGCAAACAAUUUCCUAUUUUGUGACGAUGGAAGCGAUCUAUGUUGGAAACUCAAAAUUGGUUGUCCCGUUUGUAAAGACCGCAAACACUUGGCUCGAUUCUGGGACGACGCUUACGUUUAUCCAACACGAUCUCUAUAACAGUUUAUCGUCGUUGGUUAAGAGUCACAUCAAGCUUCCGUAUGCUCGGGCUCCUUGGGGAGGUUUUAACAUGUGCUAUCUAACCAAAAAUUUAGAUUUAGGGUUUCCUUCUAUUACCCUUCAAUUUCCGGGUGCAUCAUUGAGUUUGAGUCCUCAUAAUACAUUUAUAAUGGUCACUAGUGAUAUUGCAUGUUUUGGAUUUCUACCUACCAAUGGAAGUAACAUUUUGGGAAACCGUGCGCAGACAAACUACUUGGUCUCGUACGAUAUAAGAAAGGCAACGGUUUCUUUUUUGAGCCAUACAUGUUAG